AAUAUUUAAAAUAAAUGCAUUCAAUAGGAUUGAUUUUGUUAAUGAUAAAUUUAGUAGUAGGAUAAGAUUUUACAGAAUUGGAUAAUUAUGUUGAAUAACAAAUAAUUUAGAAAAGAUUUCCAGGAGCUGUAAUUGGAAUAUAAUAGGGAAAUUACUAAUAUACAUUUAAGUAUGGAAGGACUGAAUAUGAAGGUGAUCCAGAAGACUAAGCUCUGUUGAAAACAUCAAUAUUUGAUUUAGCAAGUGUAAGUAAAGUAGUUGGAUGUACAACAGCAGCUAUGAUGCUUUGGGAAAAAGGUUAUAGAUUGUAAUAAAUUAUUAGGGAGAUUAAAUAUUGAAGAGACAGUUUAAUAUUAUGUACCAGAAUUUCCUCAUUCAACAGUUAGAAUAAGACAUUUAUUAUUACAUAAUUCAGGUUUACCAGCAGAUGCUCCUUUAGGAAAUAGAAUUUGGACAAAAGAAGAAGUGUUAGAUUGGUUAUACACAAAAAGUACUUUGCUUUAAGAGCCUGGAUAAAAAUAUAUUUAUAGUGAUUUGAGUAUGGUUACACUACAAUAAGUAAUAGAAAGAAUAACAGAAACAACAUUAGAUGUUUAUUUAGAUGAGAAUAUAUUUAAACCUCUUGGAAUGUAAUCAACUAUGUUUAAUCCUUCUUCUGAUUUAAAGUAAUCAAAUAGAUUAUAUUAGAUAUCGUAUACCUCCAACUCAAAGAGAUGAAGUGGUUAGAAAGAGAUUGAUAUGGGGAGAAGUACAUGAUCCAACAGCAUAUUAUUUAGGAGGAGUAUCUGGUAAUGCUGGAUUAUUUUCAACUGUUUAUGAUCUUAUAAAGUUUAUGUAAAUGAUGUUAGGAAAGAACUCAUUAUUUAAAUAUGAGACAUUAUUGUAUUGGACUAAAGUAGAAGAAGGUCUACCUUAUAUAAACAAUAGUAGAGCCUUGGGUUGGGAUACAGUUCCUAUUCAAACUUAUCCACCUUGUGGUAAUAAAUUCUCUAAAAAUUCAUUCGGACAUACUGGAUAUACAGGAACAUCUGUUUGGGCUGAUAGAGAUUAAGAUCUUAUUGUUGUUAUUUUAACAAAUAGAGUCUAUCCAGAUGAUAAAACAAGUGUUGUCUAAUUUAGAUAUGAUACUACUAAUCUAAUUGUAGAUAUCUUAAAAAAUUAACAACAUUUAAUUUAAUGAUGUUCA
This is a messenger RNA of Paramecium sonneborni, 1186 nucleotides long. The record is from the annotation of a GenBank genome assembly. Lineage: Eukaryota; Ciliophora; Oligohymenophorea; Peniculida; Parameciidae.